AUGCCUCCUCCACCGCCGCCUCCGGAUCCUCCACCUCCUCCUGAUCCACCUGAUCCACCACCGCCGAAGCCUCCCCCUCCUCCUCCUCCAGUGCAACAGACGCCUCCACCGCCGCCUCCGGAUCCGCCGCCUCCGGAUCCUCCACCUCCACCUGAUCCACCUGAUCCACCACCUCCGAAGCCUCCUCCUCCUCCUCCUCCUCCAGUAAGGAAGCCGCUGCUACUGCUGCUGAAGCCCGACCCUUUUCCGAAGACCCCGCUGCUGCUGCCGCUGAAGCUUGACCCGCUGCCGAGGACGCUGCUGCCGCUGUUGCUGAAGCUCGAGCCGAAACCUCCUCCGCCGCUUCCUCCUCCACCCAAGCCUCCGCUUCCUCCGCCUCCGAAACAACUUUCCACCCAGCUUAAAGGCGAGGCCUCGUCCGCCUCCGAAACGUCUGCCGUAUCCGCGGCCACGGCCUCCGCCUCCGCCGCCGCCCCCGCAGCAGACGCCGCCCGGACGCGCCUCGGGAAGCGCCGUCAGGCACGUCAGCAUCACCAGGAGCACCGGCGCCUGGAGAAGAAAUUAUACCUCGCACUGGUGGCACUGUCGUGCCUGGCGAUGGCGUUUCCCGAGGCGCGUCCGGGCGGCGUCUGCUGCGGGGGCGGAGGCGGAGGCGGAGGCCGUGGCCGCGGCUACGGCAGACGUUUCGGAGGCGGACGAGGCCUCGCCUUUAAGCUGGGCGGAAAGUUGUCCGUCAAAGGAUUCGGAGGAGGCGGCUCCGGAUCUACAUCAGAUAGCUUUUGUAUUGCGACAGAUCUUACGUGCGUGACUGUACUUAUGGUUAUGUCAAGCUGA
Penaeus chinensis is the source of this 834-nucleotide messenger RNA. RefSeq names its product vegetative cell wall protein gp1-like. The transcript has 5 exons. The record is from RefSeq and is a predicted model, not a curated record. The coding region runs from base 1 to 834 and encodes 277 amino acids. NCBI's taxonomy places the organism in Eukaryota, Metazoa, Arthropoda, Malacostraca, Decapoda, Penaeidae.